Molecule: messenger RNA, 11002 nt
Organism: Porites lobata
Lineage: Eukaryota; Metazoa; Cnidaria; Anthozoa; Scleractinia; Poritidae
Source: the annotation of a GenBank genome assembly
ACUUUGAAGCAAACCUUUCACUUCAAUUCCGACCUCUGGAGUAACAACAAAAACUUUAAUCUCGACGGUGGGAAGACUGGAUUUGACUCACAAGAAACCAAACUUCCCUCCUACUGGAACACAUCCUUCUCCAAGAUCUGCCUUGGUAUGAAGAUCGGCCAGCAGAUCAAGUUUAUUGUCAUCAACCAGCAGGCGAAUUCAUUGCACUCCCUAAUUGCUGACGGAGUAUACCGCGCUACCUCACUGGGUCGUGACACGUGGAAGUCACUGAUUGGUUCUCAGGGCUCCUUACAGCGCCAUUGUAACAAGGAGGGGUUCAACGCAGCGACUAAUAUUCAUAAUUCCAAAGCGAGAAUUGGUAUCAUCGGUAAUGAACAAAGAAACUGUGGCUCACCAGACUCUAGAAUCGGGUUCGGUACUGGAGGAUAUCCCGAGACCAGGAACACGUGUGGAAAUGAGGCUAAACAUGGAGGAGACAACGGCAACAAACAGAUAAGAGCCAUGGGGUACAUUUUAGUGCAGUGAAAAGCACUCGACGACUCACUACCUCUACCUUUGUUGUACUAAAAUAUGUUGGGUUUAAGAACUUGCCAAUUUUUUUUUUAUCCUCGUCUUAGUUAUUAUCACCUAUGGACAAAACUUUGAUUGAAAUUCCAUUCGGCGUAUAGUAGUAGUACACCACUGACUAUAACAUAACUUUAAGGAUGCUUUCUAUUGGGAAAUCUGGAUUUAGAUGUCGAAAUCCUGAUUUUUGAUUGCAAUAAAACACAUGAAAUCCAAUAACGGAUAUCAACACCGAGAUAUCUGUCCUUGAAUUUCCUUUCCUUCCUUCCUUCCUUCCUUUCUUUCUUUCUUUUGUCUUUUUUUUUGGUGGGGGGGGGGGAGUGUGAGGCUGCUGGGGAUGUAGGCGAGGGGGGAAUCCGAGUGUUGUUGUGAACAGCCGUCCUGCACGUGCAGGCUUAAUUAACAGAAAAAAAAAAAGAUAAGGGCUAUGCAAAUCCUUUUUUCUAGUUUCCUAAUAAUACAAAAAAAGAAGGAAAUCCAAAAAAAAUACAGAGUUGUAAUUCUUAAUUGAAAUUCACCUUCUUAAUUUAAGAACGGAUUUCGGUUUUUUUAUUUCUAAAGAGGAAGGGGUAAGAAUGCCUAAAAUCGAUAUGAAUCGAAAAAGUAGACCGUUUCCCUGACAAUGGUAGUCUCCUUUGCAGUCCUUCCUUGGGUCGUCACGUACCCAACGCUCUUCCCACAGGAGCGUUGUGUGACGACACUUAAAACAGCUGCGCAGGAGACAUCACACCAGUUCAGUGAUCACGUGAUAGAGAUCUUUAGAUUUGAGGACGAGGAGGAAUACAAGUUAAGGACGAGAUUCAACUUAACGUUUUGCGGCGUAAUCUCAAUAAAUAUACACCCCAGACAAGACAGACAAGUCAGCACUGUUAUUCAGUUUAUGGAAGGAGGCUAAGCCUUUUCCUGAUCCCAAAAUAAUGUAUGAACUUCUAACUGUUGAAAACUUCUAGCUUUUCCUCACUGUGACUUUUUUGCUUAAACUCAAAGUAGAUGGGUACUCUCUCUCUCUCUCUCUCUCUCUCUCUCUCUCUCUCUCUCUCUCUCUCUCUCUCUCUCUCUCUCUCUCUUUCUCCCCCUCCUCAUAUUUGCCUUUUCCUAACCAUGAGGGUUUAUCUCUCUCUCUCUCUCUCUCGCACGCCCCUUGGAUUUUUGCUAUUCUAACAGCCAAAUGCGCGGAACAUCACAUCAUCAUCAUCAUCACUAUCUCACUUUUUAUUGGGAUCAGAGUCGAAAGCACUGCGAGUGGAAAAUCAAACAGACGGUAGCGAAAAUAAAUCUCCGCCGCCCUCAAACUGACCUGUGUAGAACUGAAGUUGAUGGUUAGAAUGACGACGGCUAGCGAUCACGUUUUCCGCCACACUAACAAAAUUUCGUGCAAAUCACGAUAUAUUUAAGAUUGUACAUUGUUAGUGAAAGUAAGGUGCCAUUUGGAUUGCAUGAUCCCUACAUUAAGUACUGGGGAUGGUGGCGAAAGUGCCCUAUCAGGUUAGUCAUAAAAUGACGGGAUGGUGUUUUCCCACAAAAAUUUCGGGAUCGGGAUAAAGGGUACCCAAAAAUAAAUAUUCAACUAUCACAGUCCAUGGCUGCCACUGUCCUUCCACUGUCCGAGUUAUAUGGCUGUACGCAUGCAUAAGGUACCGCCGGCUAUACGGCGGACUUGGUAGUGUGCUUUAGCGCUGAAAUUGGUAUAUCUAUAUAUGUACUUGGUGUAAAAGAAACAUGUAUUAAGAAAACCCGUUCAAACCAUUUUCAAUAAUUGUUAUCAGGUGUCAAUUUCCUUUCUGGCCUUUAAAAAGAGUUUUAAUUUGAGCUCCUCUAUACGAUGGUCAGGCCAGUGAGGAACCUUUUCGACAAACAAUUAUCCAAACCCUUCGAUCAACAUCCCACGGCCCCCACGCUCGCGUAGACGAUUAUAUUUAGCCGAACGAGUGUGUUUCAAAUUAAGUUCCCUGCUUCGUUGCCUUUUAUGUUUUUCCCGGGGGGAGGUACUCCUGUAUAUGGGCUAGAUAGUUAUGUUCCGCUCGAUAGGGUAGGGUAGCGUUUUUGAGGGUCUCCAUCCUAAAAACAGGGUAUCAUUCUUGCCCUUGUUUGCGUUGUGCUCCCUUUGUGAUCCUUAGAGAGUUAUAGGGUACCAUUUCUAUAUCAGCUAAAAUUCAAGUCCGUAAAUGCCCAGCUACACUAGAAACAAAUCAUCUGUUAACUGUGGACUUUACCUUAGAAUAUUGGAAAGAGACUAACAGAAGUUUUUUGUGUUUCCACUGAUUUCUUAGUUUUUGUUUUUCCCUUGAAUCGAGACUCAUUCUUCAGGUUUGGGCUUUAAAUACUGUAGGGUAUCAGUUUUCGUUCGUCAUAUCCGUAAAUAGGGUCAGCUUUUAAGACUCUGGGUGGCCCACCUAUCCGAAAUUUAUGGUAAUACCCCUCGGGGCAGACUACAAGUCUAACAAAACAGAUGUUCGUUGUUUCGUAUCAAGGCAAGGGGUCUCAAGGUAAUAGCUAUUCAUCAGCGAACAAUCUAGUAUACUUUGCGCUCGUACGCUUCAAUCUGAAAGAUACUUUGGCCUCGGUGUCACAACGGUACCAAUUUGUUUGGUUUUGCUGUUUUUCUACUAUGUUGAUGUGUGCGUCUGUAGGGAAUAACUCUGUAAAGUAUAAGCUUUGCUGUAUUAAAUCGCACUAUCCAUCACUAGAAAUGAUCACAGGCAAAGGUGAGGUAAUAGAAAUCUAGAAAGUGCUAGGUUACUUCGCCCAACGCAUGGUGGCCUGUUCUAAUUUAAGGACGACGAUUACAGGUGUGAAUAAGUAAUGAAUGCCAUGAAAUGCAUUUGUAGCAAAACUGAUUAAGCAGAUAUAAGCCUUUUUAUGACUAAACUUUAUCUGAUCUCGUAAUAUAUUUCCCCGCUGCAUGUAUACAUGGUAUAUAAGGCUAAAAAUUUCCCAAAACGACGCGAGACAACUAAAUAUGAUGUAUAAAGAAUCAAGAGAGAAAGAGGUAGCUCAUUCUCUGUUGUCAGAAUGCCUCAAAAGAAUUAGUAGGACAGAGGUGAGCUUCAUGUUAUGUAAUUAAGGGACUGGGUCGUUAAACGUUCCAAACUGCAAAAAAUGCGAAAAACAGAGACUACAGCGUAUUUACCUCAUUAACAAAAUAUAAAAUAAAUUUGAAAGAAUAUAGGUAAAAGAGCUCGUGUUCGGGAAGUUUUUCUGUUGUUUUUGUGCGCCCCCGGAGUAAUUUACAUAGAACUUGAUUUUUUUCUUUUAUUACCCCUUAAAGCAAUCUUUUUUCGCCAACCAAUAGAAAGUCUAAAAUUAAAGUUUUACAUAUGCUACUCUAUAAUAGUUCAGAUUCUAGAGGACUAUAUAAAGUAAACACUUAUAAAAAAAAUCGUCAAUAUUUUUUAAGUACUGGCCAUUAGUAUUGCGUCCAAAUGUCCAGAUAAGUUUGAAUCUUAUAGUCGUAUAGUACAUAGAGCACCGGUAUCAGACGAAGCAUUGUUUUAUGCGGUUUGGACGUCGGACACCUUUUAGGAAAGUCAACCUGAAAGAAGAAUUUGUUUUUUAAACAAAAUAAUUGAUUGACCUGCUGGUCUUUAAAUAAUGCUGUUUAAAAUUUUGUGGAUGUUGUUGGAGUGUCUGUCCUAGAUUCCUGCACAGGCCUCAAAUGAAGGUUAGUUUAUUCGAGUUGGAAGUUGAGUUAAAAUUAAGGAAAAGUUGAAACCAAACAAAAUAUAAAUUUAGUUCACUCGCGUUCUCAGUCAAACGGAUUUGUUUUUUAAAAUUCUAUAGUUCGUAAACAAGGUCCAUAACUUUAACAUAGAGCCACAAGUUGAUUGCUUGGUUCUAAAAGAAAUAUUGAUGUAUAAUACAUAAAAAAUUCUGUGGCUUAUAUUUCUAGGUUUAACCCAGAAAUGUUUUACCUCACUUAAUCGCGCAUAAUCAGUGGAAAUCCGUAAAUAUUUAAUUUAGCACAAAGUUGGUUUAUCAUGUCACAUUACCAAAUAUUCUUGUACAUUUAUUAAGUAUUUAGUCGUAAAACCAACUAACGUCAAGAUUGAAGAUUAAAAGAGAUGACAUCAGAAAUAAUGUCGAGCGCUUUGCGACAUCUGUAGAUUCCCCUAUGUGAUCUGGCGAGGUAAUAGUGAUUUACCCUGGCCUAUGAUGAUUACAAGAACGCUCUUAGUAGCGUUGAGUCUCGCUUGCUUGGAGAUAACUUUUUGGUCAGCUGGUGCUGAUAUGCUACUUUUUCGUUUGGAAUACAAAACGAGUGUUAUAUGUCAUAAUGUAAAUACUCAAAGGGUCAAAAUUGCAAGAAGAGACGGGCCACAAAUCUUAGAUGUGAAACCUUUGAAAACCCUCUGCAUAUUGAUAUUUCUCCAGUGAGGAGAACUCUUUCAAUACACUCAAUAAAAUUGAACGAUUAUCUUUAUGAGUAUAAAUGUAAUUAUGUGUCUUCUUUGUAGCGGACAAGAUACGGCUUGGUACAGUUUUUGUUCAGCACAAGAAAAAUGCGCAAGUUUAGCAGAACUUUACACAACAGACAGUUCAAGUGGUAUCCUCCGUGUCUUUUAAUUGGUUUAAUUGCCUUCUUUUUCAAAAACCAACAUUUUCAAAAUUCAAUUUGAUUAGGAAUGGUAAAGAACAACCACUCUGUAGAUGUGCUACCUUUCAAUCAUUAUUUUAUCAGUUUAAAAAAUGUAUUUGUACGUUUACUUACCUCCCAGACUCAUGUCGUAAGCUUGAGAUGAAGCUCGACCAUAUUUUUGAAGGAAAACGUCUUAAAGACCACGUGAUUCGCAGCGUUGACGCCAUUGAUGCCGAUGGCUGCGAAGUGCUUUGUUUCUGGGAACCAGACUGCGUUAGUUUCAACUUUAAGAAGUCUAUGAGCCAAUGUGAGCUGAAUAACUCCACUUUCGAAGAACAAGAAGAUAAGCUGGAGACAAACUAUGAUUACAUUUAUCGAGGAGCCGAGGUAAGAAAGGAACUUCAGUUUGACUUAAAUCAUGAAUUAAGUACGGCGUAAUAUUUGAGGCAAAUUAAAAGGGCUAGAUUAUAUAAAUUAUACGCGAUGGCCUUUGUACCUAGCAACGAACGAUGCCUUCUUUUAUUAGAACUAACUGGAAACGAUGAUUGAAUUUGAACUGCGGGAUGAAGAUCAUCGAAAAGACGCAAACUCGCAAUUUGUGAUCCACGAUUCUCAGUAAAACAGUUAGAAGCGAAGCUAGAGACGUUGUGGCUACCUUAAAGUAAAUUUAAAUUUAAAGGUACUGCACCCAUACUUACAGGUAGCUAUUACGACACCAGAAUGAGGAUAUGAGGUUAUCCCUAUAUUAAGAUCUCUAAUUACAGAUAACCAACGCCGCAGCGCAGGAAAGGUUGACCACACCACCGGGGUCUAUGCCCUCUUAACCAGCGUGGCAGGCGUUCGAAGGGAUCGAACAGGGAUCAAAGGAGUGGGGAUUUCGAGCCCCCAAAUUCCCUUUUCGUUCCCUUUCUUAAACCAUUUGUAGAUGUCAUUGCAAAGGCAGCACUUUCCCCUCAGUUAAUUAAUGACCCUGAGUGUUUGUCCGUGCCGGGGUCUGAACCCGCUACCUCCCGCUCAGCGGCAAGGCCCGCACUCUCCCAACUGAGGUAACUAGGCGGCGGUUAAAGAAUGCAUUUUCGAUCAAGUGUCUUUUUUUUCUAGAACGAAUGUGUCAAUAACCGUUGCGAAAACAAUGCAACCUGCCAAACCGGUUUCACAGGCAAGGGAUACCGCUGCUUGUGUACUGCUGGAUUUGAAGGAAAUUACUGUGAGAUUGGUGAGUUUCUGGGGGAACACUGAACUGAGACUGUGAUAACUUCACCUUAAGAUCUUUACGAUUACUGAAUUAAAAACGCUCACUGUGCAGCUGUGUGUUGUGUAAAUGACUAAUGAAAUGAACGUUAAGCUGGGCCUUACUCGGCCGCUUUUAACUUCGGCAAUUUUUGACCUGUUCGGCAACACAUUAUGGCUUUUGUCUUUGGAUCAACCUUUUCAUUUUAGGCGCGAGACUCUUUAUUAGACUAAAAGUUUGUAGUUCAUUUAGUAGCAGGUUUUUGUCCUGUUUUGAAACUACAGAGUUGGAUUUUCAUUUUAUUUCUCUCUGGGCGGGGUUCUUGAAGGCUUAUCUUUUACGUGCUGCUUGCAUUGUAGGUGCUGCGACUAAAACAGCGGUUUUUCAAGAUUAUUAUUACAUUGUUCCUUUUUUUGGUUUUGUUUUUCUUUCAUUUGACGGCUUGUUCAUUUUCCAGACGUAGAUGAGUGCACCUUGGGUACACACAAGUGCGGUGCCAAUACGAUCUGCACAAAUAACGAAGGAUCUUACAACUGCACAUGUAAUCGCCCGGGAUUAUGGAGAUGUAGAGAACUGUGAACCGGGUGAGUUCCGGAAAGUUUUAUUUCGAGUUGAUUAUAAUAUUCAGUCUUUAACAAAUGAUGAAUAUUUUACUUCAAAAAAAACAAACAAACAAACAACAAAAUGAGCAAAAGGAUAACAACAACAAUACAAAUAACAACAGCAACAAUGAAGCACUUAUUCAUGAGAGACAAGUUGGGUAAUGGGAUUAAAUUGCUGAAGGUUUUAAAAUCCUCCGACAUGGAUAAACGAAAUUCCAAACAAAGGUUUCUCUUCUACAAACUCGUAUCCUAAAAUAGUAUUGAGCUUUAAGUCGCAAAGACCCAGUAAUCUGGAAACCCAAAAUUACCGCGUACAAAUUAAAUCAGUCUAAAAGCAAAGUCGAUAUUACGCUAAUAUGACCUCGAGAAACUGGGAUGACUUCUUGUAGGUCCUUUUUCUUUUUCUAAAGUUGCAAUAAAUUUUAGCAAAUAAUAGAUAAAAUUCACCCUGAAAGAGAUACAUGAUUUUAUGAUUAAUCCAUGUAUUAGUGACUGACGGGGUUAUCAGCAAUCUCGUUCCCAGGGUUCUCUCCUACCCGCCCUCCGUAGGGCGGGUAGGAGAGAACCCUGGGAACGAGGUUGGGUUAUCAGCUGUCUGUGACUGGGUGUUCCUGCUACCCGGCUAUUGUCAUGUGAAUUCUUGAGACAUGAAAACGAGGCACUUACCCUCUCUGCUCACCGCUGUAACAAAAAAGUUGUUAAACCGCCACCUAUGCGGCCAUGUUCAUCCCAAAAUGAAACUGUCGUUAUUUGGUAUUCCAAAAAGAAGAUCUCAGCCAAAGCGAGACUCUGCAAUUUUAAAAGCAAUAAUUGACUUGAUUAUUAUUAUGUAAAGGAACACGAGGCAUAAAAGUUCUUUUUGUUUUGUUUUUGCGUGUGCCGGUGUACAUUUCUGACGCAGUUUUAUCGUGCAAGGACGUGUUUGACAAGAAUAUGUAAGUAGCAAAAUGAUGUUAGUACCCUUUAAUUAGAACACCUAUCUUGGUCCAUAGAUACAAAUUUUCAUACAAUUCCGUCCUGUGUAUGUUCACCUCUGUUUAGGUCUUUAGUUGUUCUACUGGGGCUGUUUACAUAGAGAGAGUAAGAUUCUAGAGGGAGGAUUAUCCUAGUGCCACAAUAUUUCCCAUAUUCAGAUUAAACUUGUCCCAAUCGCUAGGAAUUUCCUAGCUAGUGGUAGAGAUAUCCUGGUCCUAAUAAUACCUUAGCGCCAUGUAAACUACUUUCGCUAGGAAGAUCCUAGAUCCAUGAGCACUACAGAAAAUCCAGACAAAAAAAUUCUGCGUGUCGUUCAGCGGGUAAUCAAGAUGCUCAAACAAAACGAAGAGCUGUUCCGCCCUCUACUGACAGAAAUUCUUUCUGGUGCUAGGAUCUUUAUUCCUCCCCAUAUAACAGCUCCUAAUUAUGCCAUUAACUUGCAUUUAAACAAACCUUGGUGUUUGAUAUAUUUUCAAACGAAAAGCGCUCACGAUGCUCCCUAUUUGACAGCCGAUUACAAUAUGAUUGUUUACUUAGCACAGUGCAAUCGGGACCAUAGUAACGACAGAUUUCCGUUUCUUUACUCGAUUUUCUAACUAGUAUCUUGAUCACCUCUUUGUCAUUUCUAACCUAGAGCAAGAAUCCCAUUGGCCUGUAUUUCUGGAAAUAACUCAGACAUUCUCCUGUAACAUAGAGUUCUCGAUCGUAUCAGUAUAAAAGCAGCGGAAAGCAAACUUACCUUGUCAUUCCUACAUCGACUGUCCACAGGUUUUUUAAUGGUCAUUCAGAAUAUCUUUAUCAGGCUUCAGAUUGCAUACAUUCGGGUUUUCUAGUUUUGACAUUCAUUUGCAAUUCAGAUCUGGAUACCGGGUGAACUGUUGAAGUCGCGGUAAUUUGCAUGCGUCUGGUUGCAUUUUUCUUGUAAACAAACUUGUUAGUCAACAGUCUCAUUCGCAUUUGCCUCUUUUUUAAGAUCCAGUAAAAACGAAGCGUACCCACUACUUAUUGAGAAUGAGGUUAUUGACGUUUACUGUCACAUGACCACGGCCACGAUUUCAAAUGGAGAAUGCGGUGAUGGUGGAUGGACGCUGGUCAUGAAGAUUGAUGGCAAUCAGGUAAAACUGAAGAUGAAUAAAUGAAUGAAUAAAUGAAUAAUGAAAGGAUGAUCCACACUUACAAGUACAUAUUACAUUCCCCAGUUUACUCUUGUAUCAGUUAGUAGUUAUAUUACAAAUUUACCCCUCUCCCCUUAAAUGGGAACAGGGAAAAUUGGCGAAAGCCUGUCGAGGGUGACCCAACAGCCACUGGGUUAACUUUGAAGGAACAGCAGUAGCAGGACGCCCCUCGAGGGUCUUUUGAUAUUUCCCCAAAACUAUUUUCCGUGCGCCAGUUCAGUUGAUUCCCUGUUACUCGAACGUCGUGCUAACUCGAUAGAACCAAAGUUGAUUUCCCCUGGAUUUCCUUCAUACGUGUGCUAUAUUUUUUAUCCUUGAUAACUCGAACCUCCCGGCCCGCUAAUUCGAAGUAAUUUUUGUUUCCCUUCAGAUCAUUUCCAUAUAAUUUUACCCUCGAUAUCUCGAACCAUGUUUUAAGCCUGUGAAAUCAGAAAAAGAAAAUUUUAACAGGGUACUGAAGUCCGAAACACUCUAUUCAUUAAAUCAACCGUAUCAAUUCUUUAAUUGUUUUUACUCUUUUGUCACUCCAGUUCAAAUUCAGUGUCUGUAGGCCACUUUCACAUUUCCCAUAAUGCACCUUAUUUGCCCCCCUAAAAUUUUGCAUAAGCAUAUUGUUUUCAAUUUCUCUUGGGAUGGCUGUAAUACCCAGGAGAAAUGAAAAACAACUUUAGGUUGUGCAAAAUUUUUAGGGCAAAUAGGUGCAUUAUGGGAAAUGUGGAAUUAUAUUAAUCAAGCUUUGUUGCUUAAUUCUUCAAAAUACCAAUCUUAAUCCCUCGCUGCCCUUGACUGAGUGAAAUGUGCCUGAUUCUUGCAUUCUCUCCUCAUCUAUUUGCUUAUAUUAUUUUCGGUUAUUCGCCUCAAACUCCCGGUAACUCGAACUUUUUUCGAUUACCCUAAAAGGUUCGAGUUGUUCAUCGGGAGUCGACUGUAGCAGAGUGAUUUUUACCAAUUUAAAUUCCCACAGGAGAACAGGGGAAGGGAUUGGCCACUGCCACUGGUAAAGUUGCAGCCACUAAGCUAAUUUGAAAUGGACAGUAUAGCCGCAGCAGCAACACUUUUUGCUUUUUGUUGUUGUGAAUAAUUUUUGACUGUCAGGACGAGAUAUGAUAACAAUGACUCUUCGACCACUUCAGUCUGAGAGAUACAUAAUUAAGGCAGAUAUUGAAGGAUAGAUAUCAAUUCAGGACAAUGAACAUUAGUAUACAAGGAUUGUCAGGCUCUAGGGGUUUGACCAGCAGAAUGAAUAUGGGAGAUUAUAUGGUCCUUUUGAGCUUCUGAUUUAUGAAAUUAAAUUUCCUGAUUGCAUAAAAGAAUACAGAGAUUACCUUGCUUUAAUUUUUAACUGUUUUUCACAAAGCAAACGUUCCACUACACCUCUGCAUACUGGCAAGAUAAAAACCGCUUUAAUGUUGAUGGACGCAAGACUGGAUUUGACUCACAGGAGACCAAACUUCCCUCCUACUGGAACACAUCCUUCACGAAGAUCUGCCUCGGGAUGAAGAUCAACAACCAGAUCAAUUUUAUCGAAAUCUCUAAGAGCGCCAGUUCCCUGUAUUCACUGAUGGCUGAUGGGCAAUACCGCAGCACCUCACUGGGUCGUGACAAGUGGAAGUCCGUGGUUGGUCCUGAUGCUUCCUUACAGUUAAACUGCAACAUGGAAGGGUUCAAUGCAGAGUGUACCAUGACAGGACGAUCUAAAGCAAGAAUCGGUAUCCUUGGUAACGAGGAUGCGGAUGGGUGCCACUCCUGUAAUUCUAGAAUCGGAUUUGGCACAGGAGGAGAUCAUGAUGACUCUAACACAUGUGGAAACGACGCUAGAUUUGGCGGAGAUAAUGGAGAUCAGCGUAUUAAAGCCAUGGGAUACAUUUUGGUACAGUGA